Messenger RNA from Entrophospora candida, 157 nucleotides. Lineage: Eukaryota; Fungi; Glomeromycota; Glomeromycetes; Entrophosporales; Entrophosporaceae. The record is from the annotation of a GenBank genome assembly.
AUGAAUUCUCAAAGUGCUCAAAGAUACAGUUCUGUGAGUAAUGAAGUUCAUUUGUUAACUAUCAAUGAAGGAAGAAGUUAUGAUGAAAUUGCAAGGUUAUAUAAUACAACAAAAACCAAUCUUGAAGAUAGUCCUGACCUUACAUUAGAACAAUUAC